Messenger RNA from Micropterus dolomieu (smallmouth bass), 3438 nucleotides. Its product is annotated as cadherin-related family member 5. Gene Ontology annotation, cellular component: adherens junction; catenin complex; membrane. NCBI's taxonomy places the organism in Eukaryota, Metazoa, Chordata, Actinopteri, Centrarchiformes, Centrarchidae. Gene Ontology annotation, biological process: calcium-dependent cell-cell adhesion; homophilic cell-cell adhesion; adherens junction organization. The record is from RefSeq and is a predicted model, not a curated record. The transcript has 15 exons. The coding region runs from base 1 to 2622 and encodes 873 amino acids. Gene Ontology annotation, molecular function: cadherin binding; calcium ion binding.
AUGGCCCUCAUUGAACUGAAAUGGAGUUUCAUUCAGGCCAAGGCUCUAGUCUUCUCACUGCUGGUCCUCCUAUGUUUGCACACAGCCAAAGGCAUGUCAGGGUGGGGUGGAUGUUUGGAUGGUCAGGAUGUAUUUGCAACAGUCAGAGAGAACAGCCUUCCCGGAGAAGUGGUUGCUGAACUCUUGGCUGACACCACAAUGGAGGGAGUUCACUGGAGCCUGGAUGGAAAGGAUGCUGAUUGGUUUGUCUUGGAUGAAAGAAACAUCCGGCUGAACACAUCAGCUGACAAGCUCCUUGACCGAGAGGCCCAGGGUCCUGUCCUAAUGGCUGAGCUGUCAUGUUAUGAGGAGGACACUCUUCAGGGUGUUUACAGGAUCAUGGUCGAAAUUCUCAAUGAGAACGAUAAUUCCCCUGUGUUUUCAGAAGACACUGUCCAGUCUCUUAUUAUCAGUGAGCUGACGCCAGUGAAUACUGUGGUCUUUACUGUCCAGGCCACAGACGCAGAUAACGACAAGAUAAUUUACUCCAUUGACCAGACAUCACCUGAUGCAGAGUACUUCAAGGUUGAUCUCCCCAACAGUGGAGAAGUGAUCCUGUCCAAGCCUCUAGACUAUGAGACCAAAACCCUGCUUACCGUCACUAUCCAAGCCUCGGAAAUGAGCACUGCUGAGCACUUCAAUAUCAGCACCAACAUCACUAUCACUGUCCUGGAUGGAGAUGACCAGUACCCACAGUUCCUGCCCUGCGUGCUGCUUUUCCAGGAUGAGACCAGUCGUGUCUGCACCAGCCCUGUGUACACAGUCAAUGUCACAGAGGGGGAAGAGGACAUUGUGUUGGACUUCUCUCCUGGUCCCAUUCAUGCAGUGGACGGAGACAGAGGACUGAGCUCUCCAGUCAGCUAUGCCAUUCUCUCGGGAGACGAUGAUCAGCGUUUCCUGAUGGACAGAGAGACGGGAGAGGUGAAGCUGACUCGGGGGGUUACAGACAGACUUUCAAAUCCAGCACUGAAUCUACAGGUCAUGGCAUACCAGGACGACGACCCAAGGAAGUAUUCUGUUGCUACAGUGUUGGUACGGGUUCUGGCAGUGAACCAGUUUUAUCCGGGGUUUGACAUGGCUGAAUAUCAAGGCUUUGUAACUGCAGGAAAGAGUGCUGCCUCUCUUGUCAAUACCUAUGGCAGCAAACCACUCAUGUUACAUGUGCAAGAUCAAGACUUUAACAAUGGUUUCAACCCUAUGAUCCACUACACUUUCAGUCCGACAUCCAAUCACACAGACAUCUACCAAAUCACACAAGAGGGGCUUCUGAUCGUCAGGACCAAUCAACUCAAACCAAAACAUAAACACAUUCUAGAGGUAAUGGCUAUAGACCAGGAGUCAGGUGAUGUCAUCUUUGCUACUGUAGUGGUGGACGUGUUAUCUGAAGGACAGUCAAUCCCUCUUAGUCCACUGGGAGAUGGCGGUCUGACAGGCUGUACUGUGGGCAAAGCGUUGUUCCUGAGCAUGGUGUUCAUGGCUCUACUUGGAUGUAUCCUGUCUAUCCUGAUGUGGCUGAAGAAGAAACACAAGGGAAAGAGGGACCCACUGCAGAGAGGCUGCGUGGCCCAGGGCAAACACCCCAAUGUGAGCUUACGAUGGUUCCAACUGGUGAGUCACGGUAGUACCAUGCCACACAUGGAGGAAGUACCCUACAACAAUGAAGAAUAUGGAAACUGCAAUCCCUGCUUCCCCAACAAACCUAGCAUCUACGCCCACCAAGACCCCCCCCCCUGCCGAGGACCCGUUCCACCCAGAACGACCGCUGCACCCGACACCUGCUUCACCCCCACUGAAACUCUGCACAGCCCUGUGAUCUUCAAUAAUAAUGUUUCUAUACCAACCAAAAGCUCCUCUAGUUCACCCACCUUUCACCCAGCUACUGUGGCUGCUUCUCCAUCCAAAGAUAACCCUGGUUCACCAACUGAUGUAUUCCUGGACCUUACUGAGGCACUACCCAACACCAGUCCUAGCCCUGCAACCCAUGAUGCCACUAGCACUCCACCGUUCACCUGUCCUGAUUCACAAACAACCACCAACGAUGACCCUACUGACGUUGUCACCAGCCCCUCCUCUCAAUCCAGUAUUCCAUGCAGUCAUACCCGAAUUGCUUCAGCAGAAAUAGACAAACCCUUUCGCAAACCCCGUGUGAAGACACCCCCAUAUUCACCUUUACAGACCUCAACCCUCCCCAAGCAGACGAGCAUUCCCCCACCCACCCCAGAGCAUGCACCUUUAAAAGCCAAGCUGGUAAAUAUAGAUACGUCUCCCCAUGAUACACCCCCAGUAACACCAGAGCGAACACAGAUUACUCUAAGCACAGAGGCAGACCAAUCUUCCACAUCACUGGACCAAACAGACCAAUCAGAACACCCAGACGGGGCUGCAGACGCCGGUAGUGCAUCUCAGGACAGAAGGCCGUCAACAAACUCAGAAAACAUGCAGGGUGGCCACAAGUAUGACGAUGGUUUUCUGGGAGAACAAGAUGCAGACAAGAACAGUGAGGGUGAGUUAGAGUCAGACGAAGAAGAGCUGCUGAGAGUGCUGGCUCGUUGUAAUCCCAUUUUUAUCACAUUUAGUAAGUGAUGUCACUACAAUAUUGCAGGCAAUGAACGUGAUAGGGCGGAUGACAGAGAAUGGAGGCGGUGAGGUGAAGAUGGACAACACAGACAAGUGGACAUGUCAUCGAUCAAGAAAGAAACACGACAGUCUGGUUCUCCUUGUACUGUAGGUACUGCUGAGGACAGAAUACAUUGCACAAGAUAUACAGCACUUGGGCUGCAUAAAAGAAGACACACAUAUGUCACACAUAUUUCACACACUGUAUACUGCAUAUGUAAACAUAAACCUUUGAUAAUACACAAUUAUAAGACGUAAUGUUCCAUUUAUACUAUAGAGUAAGCCUAGAUGACAGGAAUGAGUGACCUUGAAUGCACAAUGCAGUCUUUUAGAUCAAAGGUAUCCGUAUAAAUUAUGAAUAGAUUUUUCAAGGAUAAGACAGUUAGAGCAGCCUGAAUGCAUCAGUCAUGACACAAAUAUGUUGUCUGCGAUUGUUUACGAACAAUAAUGAGAUUAAUGUGUGUUGUCUUUGAAAUGCAAAUCCACAUGAAAUCACAUUAUGUAAAAAAACUGCUGGAACGCUUGACAGUUUAAAUUCAGAGAAACGUCUAGCAGCAAUUUUGCACCCUGAGCGAUUCCCUGUAGAUUUAUCCUUUAAAUAGCUGCUGAGUACUGUACAUUCGAAACUUUCACAUAGUGUACUGCAGCAUUCAUUGUUUUGUUAUGCCUACUCUACAAGCUGCCUCAUUUUUUCCCCUUGAAAAUGAGUAAAGUUACUACUGUCUAACCAAAUCAACGAGCCAAGAGUAGUUAUGUUAUGUUAUGCUGCGACUGGCCUGCAAA